Messenger RNA from Cavia porcellus (domestic guinea pig), 4289 nucleotides. It is a transcript of the gene Txlng, whose product is annotated as taxilin gamma. The transcript has 10 exons. Gene Ontology annotation, molecular function: syntaxin binding. Gene Ontology annotation, biological process: regulation of cell cycle. Bases 138 to 1730 code for a protein of 530 amino acids. NCBI's taxonomy places the organism in Eukaryota, Metazoa, Chordata, Mammalia, Rodentia, Caviidae. The record is from RefSeq and is a predicted model, not a curated record.
GGGGAGCCAACCUCCUCCGGUCACGUGGGAGGACUAGCGCAAGGCGAUUUGCCGUGGGAAUUUGGAGGUGGAGCACAGGACCCAGAGAGGUUCCGUGCCUGUUGUCGGGCCGCUUGUUUGGCUGCUGCCGUCACCUCAUGGCGACGCGGGUAGAGGAGGCAGCGCGGGGAAGAGGCGGCGGCGCAGAGGAGGCUGUAGAGGCCGGACGGGGCGGACGGCGACGCAGCCCACGGCAGAAGUGUGAGAUGGGCACCAUGGAAGAAGCUGGAAUUUGUGGGCUAGGGGUGAAAGCAGAUGUGCUGUGUAAUGCCCAGGCAAAUGAUGUUCUCCAGCAUCAAGACUCCAGUUGUGGUGGCACAAGUAACAAGCAUUCAUUGGAAGAAGAUGAAGGUAGUGACUUUAUCACCAAGAAUAGGAAUUUAGUGAGCCCAGCAUAUCGCGCAAAGGAGGCAAGAGAGACAAUUCCUGGGCGGGAGGCUCGGACUGACCCCCCUGAUGGUCAGCAGGACUCAGAGUGCAGCAGGAACAAAGAGAAGACCUUAGGAAAAGAAGUUUUAUUACUGAUGCAAGCCCUAAACACCCUUUCAACCCCAGAGGAGAAGCUGGCAGCUCUCUGUAAGAAGUAUGCUGAUCUUCUGGAGGAGAGCAGGAAUGUUCAGAAGCAAAUGAAGAUUUUGCAGAAGAAGCAAGCCCAGAUAGUGAAAGAGAAAGUUCACUUACAAAGUGAGCACAGCAAGGCUAUUUUGGCGAGAAGCAAACUGGAGUCUUUAUGCAGGGAGCUUCAGCGUCACAAUAAGACCUUAAAGGAGGAAAAUAUGCAGCAGGCACGGGAGGAGGAAGAACGGCGUAAGGAGGCAACAGCACAUUUCCAGAUGACUUUAAAUGAGAUCCAGGCCCAGCUGGAGCAGCACGACAUCCAUAACACCAAGCUCCGCCAGGAGAACCUGGAGCUGGGGGAGAAGCUGAAGAAACUCAUUGAGCAGUAUGCGCUGAGGGAAGAGCACAUUGACAAAGUAUUCAAGCAUAAGGAAUUGCAGCAACAGCUGGUGGAUGCCAAACUUCAGCAGACGACACAGCUGAUAAAAGAAGCCGAUGAGAAGCACCAGAGAGAGCGAGAGUUUAAUUUUUGUGUUUUCCAGUUACUAAAAGAAGCAACAGAAUCGAGGCACAAAUACGAACAAAUGAAACAGCAAGAAGUACAGCUAAAACAGCAGCUUUCUCUUUACAUGGAUAAGUUUGAAGAAUUCCAGACCACUAUGGCAAAAAGCAAUGAAUUGUUUACAACCUUCAGGCAGGAAAUGGAAAAGAUGACAAAGAAAAUUAAAAAGCUGGAAAAAGAAACAAUAAUAUGGCGCACCAAGUGGGAAAACAAUAAUAAGGCGCUUCUGCAAAUGGCCGAAGAGAAAACUGUACGUGAUAAAGAGUACAAGGCCUUUCAGAUAAAACUGGAACGCUUAGAGAAGCUGUGCAGGGCUCUUCAGACAGAGAGAAAUGAGCUCAACGAGAAGGUAGAAGUCCUGAAAGAGCAGGUCUCUGUCAAAAUGGCAGAUGGGGACUUGGUGGCACCCACGCUGCAGCAGAGCACCACUCCAGAUGCUCACAAGGAGCUGAACACUUCCUUGAGAGGAGCCCCCAGCGCGCAGUUGCAGGCAGGGGUGGCAGGUGCACUACACAAGCCCCAGGGCCCUACUCCUGGCCUUGGAGCCCCUGGCAUCGAGUCUGUUGACUAAGGUGAAGUGUGAUCACUGCGCGGUUGAGAGAUCUAUUUUGUGUAUAACUUUCUCUGUUAGUAGUAACUAUUGGUUUUGUGGUGAAAAUUUUCUUACUUUUUCUACCAUAUCUGUAUUUUCCUAGAACUACUGGAUUUAUGUGGUACAGGAGGCUGCUUAGCAGUUUUGAAUAGUUUUAUUCUAUAAAUUCCUGUCAGCUAUGUUGCACAUCUGCCUCAGUUUCCCCAUCAUUGGAAUGCAUGUAUUCACUGCCUUGCCCUUUUCUCCUUCCUGCUCCUUGCAUAUAAUUUUCCUAAGUAAUUUCAUUCAAGACAGGGCUGACCAUUCUGAGGGAACUCUGUUGUGAAAACAAUUAAAAACAUUUUUUGCCCCCCAUUAAUAUUAUUUAAAAAUAUACCAAGAUGAUCAGUUUUGUCUAAUGCCAUGUUAAAAAAAAAACAAAACUAGUGUUGGGUCAGAAACAAGCAUAGCACAUUUGAUUCAAACGAGGUUUUUGUAUCACUUCACAAAACAAGUUGGCCACAAGCCUUAACCUCCUGGUUUUGGCAGAACAUGUACAUAGUGUCAUUUGUGAACAAAGCAGCAUGAGGCAAGGCAUUGGACAGGACACUAGGCUUGGUGCACACACAACUCCAGGUAGCCAGCUGCUUUGGCUCCAGGCUAGAACCCGGUGUGCAGCUCGGCUCAGCUCCAUGUGGUGCUGGGGUGUGUCGUUCUCUAAUGGCAUGGGAAGCCCAGUUUGUGGCGGCUCCUCGGGGUUAAGACAGCUAGGGCAAACUCUGCUGUGUCUUUCACUGGGCAGAAAUUCCUGCCACUUUCUGGCUACCUGAAUGUUGAUGUUCAUUUUCACAAGUCCAACCAGGAAAGUACUCAAGGGUUUGCUUUUCGUUUUCUCAAAAAGGGAAUUUAGAGAUUAGCACUAAGUGACAAGUGAUUCCAGAGGAGAAACACUGGAACCAGAAUUUUUACCUGGGAAAACUUGGCAGAAUGUCACAUAGUCAGGACCUGUAACUUGGCCUUCAAGUCUGCUUUUCCUCUCAUUGCUUUUUUUUUCAAAGAAAUAAAAACCAGUAUUAUUAUGGUCUCUAUGCUUGGAAGGAGGGCAAUUUUAGAAUUAAGCACAUAACUUGAAUUGGUUCUUGAACUUCCCUUUGUUUGCUUCAAUGUUGGCUAUGGCUCAGUUAUGCACAGGAAGCCUGGUGUAAGUGCAUUGGAAUACUUUAUGAAAUAAAGGGUUCUGCUGGGGCUGACAUUAGCACAUUCCACUGAGAACUAUCAAACUGACACCUGUUAAACUGCUUACUGGACUGAAUAAACUCCAUUUUGUCCAGUUAAAAUAGUUUUCUUUUUGUUAAAAGUUUUAGUUGUAAAGUCUUGUCACAUCCUGGUCUAACCUGGGUUGAAAAACUUGAAAAUUGUCUAACAGAUGGGAAAUAGUGCCUGGAGUUUGUGUAUCUGUACUUUCCACCAUCAGGCCUGUUAAUCAAGGGGCUGGCCAGUAGAGAAGCAAUCCAGAGUACAACAGGUUAUCUGAUCACCCUGUCACUAUAAGCUGGAAGCCCAAUAAUCUGCUCCCCAGCAGUCUAUUAUAAAUACCCUACUCCCCCUUGAGCUACUUGCUGGAACCCUGGAUUGCCUCCUGGGGUGAGGGAUGAACCUAUCUAUCAUUAAACAUAAUCUACCUUAAAAUCAGUACUAAUGAUCACAUUCCACACAACUCUGCUGGAUGUAUUUUGCUCUUAACAUUUUACCAAGCCAUGUGUGUUGGUCACCAUACUCCUUUGUGGUGCCUGUCCUGUGUGGAAGACUGUAAAUCUUGGACCUAUUGCAUUUUUAAAGGGCUUUAUAAAGCAAUGUGAUUAACAGUACUUGGCCUGCUGCUUUUGGCUUACGUGUAUUUUUAGCUAGAUGCUACCAUGGUGUUUAAUGGAUAUGGAUUCUGUCUGGAACACAUUCAGAAUCUAUUACCCUGUGAUUAGACUCAAAUGGGACCCCUCAAGGACACUCCUCCUCUGAAGUGAUCGCCCCAGCAGCCCAGUGUUGUGGCUUUGUAGCAUGCUGUAUCUCCUGUGUUCUAGAACACUGUAACACUAGGCCAGCCCAGAAAGGUCGAUGCUCGCCAUCAUGCCAAUUGCCUUUGGCGCACCAUCUCCACAUGUGUUAUUUGGUGUAGGAGAACUUGGGUCCUGGGUAAUGGACCAUUUCACCUUGAACUGUAGGAGUACAUUUCUUGGUCUCGAGAUCAGUAUGUUUUAGUUAUGUAUGCAACUGCCUUUAUCACACCUGGUUAUCACAAUUCAAUGCUCAGGUGUUGCAGAAAAAUCUACCUCUUUCAGACUGUAGAUGGAAAUAACUGUGAAAAAAUGAUGCAGAUAUCUCUAGUUUGUGCUAAACACACUGCUUUAUUUUUACAGCCCACGUCUUUCAUGAGGAUAUCAAUUGUUAAGAGGCAGUCUUGUUUUUGCUUUUCAAAGACAUUUUGUAGAUUUUUCACUAAUGUGAAUUGAUUUUAUCUACUCGAUUCUGUAUAGAUUAAGUAAAUAUGUAUGAUAAAUUUAA